AUGUUCGCAUUCUUCGACAUCGCUGAAGACGAGAUCCACGGCUUAGAAAACAAGGUCAUCAUUAUUACUGGAGGCACGUCAGGAAUCGGAUUCGCGACCGCGGAGCUCUUCAGCUCCAAGGGGGCCGUCGUGAUUCAAGCCGACUUGAACCCGCCGCCGAGAACUCUUCCAGGGUCACACUACAUCAAGACGGACGUGACCUCCUGGACAGACCUCGCAUCCCUCUUCCGCAGAGUCGUUGACGACCACGGCAAAAUCGACGUUGCCUUUGCAAAUGCCGGAGUUUCCCCAAAGGCCGAUUAUCUGCAGCUGGCCUCGAAGGAUAAUGGGGACUUGAUUGAGCCCACAAGGCUGUGUCUCGAAAUUAAUCUGGUUGCUGUGGUCAACACUGUUGCGCUGGCUCUUCACUAUAUGCAAAAACAAGAGACUGGAGGGAGUGUGAUCAUGACUACAUCAGUCGCAGGCUAUCAACCCUUUGGUCAGGCAGACUACACUGUAUCGAAACAUGGUGUUGUCGGUAUUCUUCGAGGCAUUCGCGAACACCUCUAUCCCAAGGUUCCCAUCCGCGUCAAUGCGGUUGCUCCCAGCUGGACGGCUACACCAAUCGUCUCCCUGCCCCAUGCCGCUUUCGAAAAGGUGGGCCUCGGUGUCCAACCGCCUUCGAAAGUGGCCCUGGCUGUCGGCCUCCUGGUUACAGACCCGACUCGCCACGCGCAAACCAUCUACAGUGUCAACGGUCGUUACAAGGAGCUUGAGGAGGAAGUCAUGGCCGCCACUGCCACCGCGAUGGGGUUUCACAGUGUGGAAAUGACCGAAGCUGGGAGAUUCCAGGAUCUGGUCAAGGAAGCUGAGGCAGGACUAAGCUCAGACUUGUAG
This is a messenger RNA of Exophiala spinifera, 876 nucleotides long. RefSeq lists its product as uncharacterized. The coding region runs from base 1 to 876 and encodes 291 amino acids. The record is from RefSeq and is a predicted model, not a curated record. The transcript is spliced from 5 exons. NCBI's taxonomy places the organism in Eukaryota, Fungi, Ascomycota, Eurotiomycetes, Chaetothyriales, Herpotrichiellaceae.